Molecule: messenger RNA, 990 nt
Organism: Entrophospora sp. SA101
Lineage: Eukaryota; Fungi; Glomeromycota; Glomeromycetes; Entrophosporales; Entrophosporaceae
Source: the annotation of a GenBank genome assembly
AUGAAAAAGAUUAUUAUUAUCAACGAUAAGGAGAAAGAAGAUAUUAAUAUAAUAAAUUCACAUGAUAUUGAAGAAACUGAACAACUAAUGAUAGAAUUAGCUACCAGGUUAUCAUUAGGUGAAACUGUAAAUCAUUAUUUGUUCUCAAACGGGGAAAACGAAAUUGAAAGUGAUGAUAAUGGACCUAAUAACGAUGACACCGAAUCUAUUUUAAGAAAUUCAUAUAUGAAUUUUACUUCUUUAUUUUCCAAUGAUGAUCAUUUUCCAAAUCCUGAUGACUCUGAUCUAACACCACCAGGAACAAUUAUGCAAUUACCAUCAGUAAACAAUAUUAUUAAUGAUGAUGUUUCUCCAUUUGGACAUUUAAAUUUUGGCGGAGAAUCCUCAAUUACUCUUGGGUUUUUGUAUAGAGGUUUGUCCUUGUCACCUAGAAAACAACGACAAAAGUUCAUUUUAUCUUGUCUAAAAGAUAGAACACGAACAUAUCAACGAUCACCAUCAAACAACUCUAUUGAGAUAUGGCAUCCUAUCUAUGAAUUUCUUGAUUUACUUCCAUCAUUUAUAAAUCCGCAAUUUUUCAUUGCCAAUAAUAAGAAUUGGGUGAAUAAACAUAUUGUACCUAAACUUUUACAAGAAGCAACUAACGUACAACGAAAAGCUAAGUUAGUCGGUGGUCCUGGUCAUAUCACAACAGUUAAAGGUGCUUUGAAUCAUGGCAAAUUAAAGGACUCGCCUGUAUUUUUUUGUGUUCUAUCACAUCAAGAACAAGCGAUACGAGAAACAAGAACAUCAAGAUACAAUAAACCGAUGGCAAAAAUAACAGCUCUUGAUCAUUUAUCAUUGUCACAACGUAUGAUGCGAAUUUUCAAAGGAAUGCCACCAGAAGGUUAUCCGUUGGCUAUAGUUAUUGUUGGAGGAUUAAGCGGCGGUGUAUUUGCACUUACACACAGUUAUUUGAAACAUCGAAAAUUGUCAAGAAAUUUAGAUUAA